CUUUCUCUAAGGCGCGAAGGCAAUGCCAAACCUUGCCCCCUAAUUUAGUAUUACAGUGAAAACAAACAAAACCAAAAGGUGUUUUUUUUCUCACACAGAUUUUGUUUACAAUUAUACUAUUCAUGAAUGGAAACAGAUAGUGCUUGAUUGUUUUCUUAUGAUGUUUUGAAACCUAACAAUCAUUGAUCAACAAAAUCGAAAAAACAAAAAAAAAAGAGAACGAAAGCUUGCUUACUUUGUCACUGGGAAUUAGAAAAAGAAAAGCUUUGUAGCUAUGUUUUCAGAGGGAAAUUAAAAUCUGGGUUUUCAUUUUUUUCCCUGUAAAAUUCAAUAUCUGAAAGUUAUACUCUGUCAAAUGUGAGAGACAUCUCUUGUUAUCUUAUCUGUUGCUUAAGUUGGGAGCAUAUUUUUUUUGAAAAGAAAAUUUUUGUUUGAAAUUUGAAGAUUCGAUUCGUUUGGAGUUUCAGGUGAAGGAACAAAAAUAAAAACGCAGUGACGAAUUUAUUCUUUGCGUCUUUCUUUAUAAGAUUUGCUCGCCAAAUUUUAAGUCCUCUGGAGGGUUUUCUUGUCAUUUUCGUCCAAAAAAGUUGGACACUAAAGAGAGUCCCCCAGUUUUUGAAUUAGAAAAAUUGAAGCUUUUUUCUUUGGUAUUAGUGCAGGGUAAGUAAAUUUAAGUUCCUUUGAGUUCCGUCCUGUUCUUGUAAGAUGCUGAAGAAACGUGGAGCAUUAUUAUGGGGUUUUGUAUACUGGGUUAUGGUGGUGGCUCUGAAGCUUUAAGAUAAGCAACAAGAACCGUCCUUGUAUGUGCAUUUGUGUCAUAUUCUCUGCUUUUUUUUUUUUUGCUUCCAUGGCGAAAAUGAGCGGUUGCAUAGUCACUGUGGCUUUACUCUUGCUGCUACUUCUUUGCUUGCACCAAACACCUGUAGAGUGCAAAGAAAGACUCAUUAGACAACUGUCUUCUCAGCCUUCUUCAGCUACUAAGCCUCAAGAAUUCAAGAUUGGGUUCAAAAGGGUAAUUCUCAGCAUUGUGCUGGGAAUUUUAACUGGAUUGAUUGGAGCUAUUCUUUUUGCUUUAUUGAUCAAAAUUGCUGUUCAGUACAUCAAUCAAACCCCAUUCCUUAAAGGUCCUGUUAUAUUUUCUCCCAAAAUAUCUUCCAAGACUCUCCAAUCAGCCCUUGCAAAUGAAAACCAGUUGCUAGGUUCAAGCUCCAACGGGAAGUACUAUAAGACGGUUCUUGAUAACGGGCUCACUGUUGCAGUCAAAGUGCUUGAACCCUUUGACAGUGGUUCCCCGGAGAUGCAGAGCAAGUCGGUGAAGAGGAGGAUACAACAAGAACUGGAGGUUCUUGCUAGUUUGAGGCACAGGCAUUUGAGGAGUUUAAGAGCUUAUGUUCGUGAAUCUGAUAGGUUUUCUUUGGUUUAUGAUUAUAUGCCCAUGGGGAGCCUUGAGGAUGCAAUGAAUGGAGUUAGGGAAAAUCACCUGGAACUUAGAUGGGAUGUUAGGCUUAGGAUUGCUGUUGGGGUGAUUAAGGGUCUUCAAUAUCUUCACUUCACUUGCGUCCCUCAGAUUUUGCACUACAACUUGAAGCCCACAAAUGUGAUGUUAGAUGCUGAAUUUGAACCAAGGUUGGCUGAUUGUGGAUUGGCUAAGCUCAUGCCUAAUAUAGAUAGGGCAACUUCUGGCUACUGUGCUCCUGAGUGUUUACAGAACUGCAGGUAUACAGAUAAGAGUGAUAUCUUUAGCUUUGGGAUGAUAUUGGGUGUCUUGUUGACUGGCAGAUAUCCCACUGAUUCAUUUUUCCGGGAAGCAGUGAGUGGAGGGAGUUUAGGACAGUGGCUCCGACAUUUACAGCAGGCAGGGGAAGCACACGAAGCUUUAGAUAAAAGUAUUCUUGGGGAAGAAGUAGAGGAAGAUGAGAUGCUGAUGGCAGUGAGAAUUGCUGUUGUCUGCCUAUCGGAUUCGCCUGAUGAUAGGCCUUCCAGUGAUGAGCUUGUAACCAUGUUAACCCAGCUGCAUAGUUUCUAAUGGAAAUGUUGACACCGAAGUGGACACAAAAUGACUCUCAGGUGGAGAGCGGAUAUUCCAGCACAGUAAAGGUCAAACUUGGGUCCACGCGGCAGUGGCUGUAGUUAUUAAUGGGUUGUUUAAUAACGACAACCGUUGUCACACCAAAAGAAGCAUCAACUUUACUGCACCGCAACAACUGUUCACUGCCCGAGAGUCCCUUUGCGUCCAUCACGGUGCUGGUUUUUGAAUAAGAAGGAAGGUUAAAGGUAUCAACUGUUUGGAAAUAGAGAAAAAAAUUUAUGCCAAUUAUAAAGGGAAGCCCUAGAGUUUUUUCGUAUGAUUAUGCCUUCAGACUUCUGUAUGGUAUUUUUAGGGCAACAUUUUCGGGUAUCCGAAAAGUUUGAGCUUAUUGCCGCGUAAUAACCGUCAUUUGACUCA
Gossypium raimondii (Peruvian cotton) is the source of this 2446-nucleotide messenger RNA. Its product is annotated as inactive leucine-rich repeat receptor-like protein kinase CORYNE. The record is from RefSeq and is a predicted model, not a curated record. Gene Ontology annotation, molecular function: ATP binding; protein kinase activity. The transcript has 3 exons. NCBI's taxonomy places the organism in Eukaryota, Viridiplantae, Streptophyta, Magnoliopsida, Malvales, Malvaceae. Gene Ontology annotation, biological process: protein phosphorylation. The coding region runs from base 803 to 2026 and encodes 407 amino acids.